Molecule: messenger RNA, 927 nt
Organism: Papaver somniferum (opium poppy)
Lineage: Eukaryota; Viridiplantae; Streptophyta; Magnoliopsida; Ranunculales; Papaveraceae
Exons: 1
Coding region: 1-927 (308 amino acids)
Source: RefSeq, a predicted model, not a curated record
AUGAAUGAGAUAAUUUCUUUCUGGCUAAGUAUAUGGAUAAAAAAUGGAAAUUGGAUUACCUAUUAUAGGAAAUCCUCUGUGUGGAAUGUCAUUAAAUGGGUUCUUCCAGAAUUCAUUGAAAAUACUAGAUGGAUAGUUGGUAAUGGUGCAAAAGUCUCCCUGUGGAAUGACAAAUGGAUUUUUGAUGAACCAAUAUGCAAGCUAUUUCCUAAUCAUCCUUAUAUUGCUUUGCAUCCUCACUUGAAAGUCCAAGAUUUAAUUGUUGAUAAUAGUUGGUGUUUUCAUGAAGACUUUCUUCAAUUCUUCAAUGUUGAUCAAUUACCUGUUCUGAAAGAAGGUGAAGAUUUACUUAUCUGGUGUAACAAUCAUUUCGGGGUUUUCACUGUUUCUGAUGCUAUCAAUAAAAUUAGAAUUCACCAGCCUAAAUUGCACUGGUAUAAAAAAAUCUGGAAUUCUGCAGUACUCCCUUCAACAUCUGCUAAUGUUUGGAAGAUUGCUAGAAAUGUUUGUGCAACAGAAGGCAAUCUGAGGAAAAAGGGUUUUCAAUUUGCUUCAAGAUGUUACAUUUGUCAUGAUGGAGAAGAUAAUAUAGAGCAUAUACUGUGGAAAUGUGAUUUCAGUACCAGCUUGUGGAAUUGGCUUUCAGGUAUCUUUUUAUCUCACAAACCAAAUUCUUUUGAGAAUGUUUUGAAAAUGCAUAAAAAUUCUAAUCUUGUGAUUAAAGAACUAUGGAUUAUCAGUUCUUAUACUGCUAUGGUUGAAUUAUGGUUCUUAAGAAAUGCAAUAUACUAUGAUGAUGAAAAGCCUGUGUUAAAAAAAAUACAAUUAAGAAUUGCUAGAAUAGUCCAUGAUUGUGAAGUUAGACUGAAAGGUGUUAUGUGGGGAACUGAAUCUUACAAUUCUUUAACAUCCAAGUCAGAAAAAUGA